Messenger RNA from Myxocyprinus asiaticus (Chinese sucker), 3983 nucleotides. It is a transcript of the gene ubap2b, whose product is annotated as ubiquitin associated protein 2b. The transcript is spliced from 28 exons. Bases 128 to 3334 code for a protein of 1068 amino acids. Lineage: Eukaryota; Metazoa; Chordata; Actinopteri; Cypriniformes; Catostomidae. Gene Ontology annotation, cellular component: nucleus; cytoplasm. Gene Ontology annotation, molecular function: protein binding. The record is from RefSeq and is a predicted model, not a curated record.
CAUGUUUCGCGCUCGUGCAUGAGGAAAGCGCGUGCGGUCGAUGGGCAGGUAAAAACACACACAGCGUGAGGGAGCGUAGAGGACUUUUCUAUUUUGUACAUACAUUAUUUUGUAUAUACUGUUUAUAAUGACUUCAGUGGUCACUGAUGCUGCCCGGAGCAAUCGGGACAGAGCCCAACCAGAGACCACACACGCCUCACAGCCACAGAAACAGAUACAGGCCACAGCUGAACAGAUCCGACUUGCCCAGAUGAUUUAUGACAAAAAUGAUGCAGAUUUUGAGGGCAAAGUUCAACAGCUCAUGGAAGUUACAGGCAAAAAUCAGGACGAAUGUAUGGUGGCCCUCCACGACUGCAAUGGAGAUGUCAACAGGGCUAUCAACUUCCUGCUGGAGGAGGUCACUAACAAGGAUUCAUGGGAAACGGUUGGCAAAAAGAAAAGUGUUGGAAAAGAAGGGACAUCAGCAGAGAACAGAGAGAAGAGAGGAGAAAGGGAAGGCAGGGGCCGCGGGGGUCCAAACAGACGCGGAAGAGGGGCCAGCCGCUACCAAGAAGGGCGGUCAGAAGAGAACGGGUUUGAUUCAGUUUCAGCAGAGAGAGGAGGAGACCGUGGGCGCAGAGGAAGAGGGAGAGGAGCAGGAGGCCGAGGGAGAGGGAGAGGAGCUGGAAUAAGCAGAUUCUUUCAGGGAAUAGGAACAUUUAACCCUGCUGAGUACACUGGCUCUGCUGAAGCAGGAGAGGCUGCUAAUGAGACUACUGAAGGAGCAGGAGCUUGGAAGGAUAAUCUGGAAGAUUGGGCUGCAGAAGACUGGAAUGAAGAUCUUUCUGAGACCAAAGUGUUUACCGCCUCCUACGCUCUUGGCUCCAAGAACCACAUGCAGCCUGGACAGGGGGUUGAUCUCAGCUCAUUGAUGCCUAAAGUGGCAGAGGGCGACUCCGAGCUGGCCGGUUUAGAGCCGUCAUACCCUGAUACUCUCACCCAGAGCCUGGUGUUCACCAACUCCCAGCAACACUCCACCCAAGCACACACACACAGCUAUGCCUCUGCUGCCGCUGGCACUUAUGCGCACGCCACAAUGUCCAUGCUGGGAUCCAGACUUCACCAAAUUGAUGUACAGAAAGCAGAACCAGUCAGCAUGCCCCGACUCACCCCUCUGUCCAAUCAAAUGGCAGGGACCCUAAGCAAUGGCAAUGAAUCUGCAGAACCCACUGCUUCAGUUCCACAUGCGACUGUACCUAUGACUCUGAGUGAACCCAAGGAGAUGCCUGUUACAACAGUUCACAUGGACCUGAAGUCCUUACCCGACCCAUCCCCCAUCCUUAGUCAACUGACCCAGCAUCAGAAUUCAGCACUCCAGUCGGACCUGCUGGCUCAGGCCCGAGACUCCGCCCCACUCCCCCCAUAUGAUGGGCCCUCUACAUCCCUGAACCCCCUCUCUGAGCCUGUCAGCACCACAACAGAGCCCCCACAGGCCAAAAACAUCAGGCCACAGAGACGGAGAGCGCCCCCUCCCUCCAAGAUCCCAUCUUCAGCAGUAGAGAUGCCAGGCUCUACUGAUGUUUCUGGGCUGAAUGUGCAGUUCGGUGCACUGGAUUUUGGAUCUGAGGCCACUGUGGAGAAUCUCAACCAAUCAGAAACUAGUUGUCAGGAACCUGUGGUUGCUGCUAAAACCCAGAGCAACCCUACCAUCAGUGAUUCUCUAGGUGGUUUGCCUCCAGCGGUGAUGGAGUCCAGUUACCCCUCAUUGGGUUUAUCCAGCACUCCUGCCAUGGCUCCCUCUUCUGCCACCGAAGUGGAGUCAUCGGCCACCACCCCUCUCAGCAAUGGAUUCAGUGAAAUUAGGACAUCUAGCACACAGGAAGCUGCUCCGUCCAGCACCCCACAAUGCAUGUCCACAGCUCUCUCUGGCGAGAACGGCUUGCCAUCUACAUCACUCCAAUCUUCCUCCACCUCAACAGCAGCAACUGCCCUCAGCACAGCUCCUCCCUCUCUUAGCAGUCACAUUAGCAGUGUUAACUCUCUCGGAUCUUCAGCGCCUGCCAGCUCUUCCCUGAGCUCACAGAUGGGUGCUGACGUGAGCGUGAGCCUGCCUGUGUUUUCCGGCUCUGUGUCAAAUGUGUCCAGUUCGGCAAUCAACUCAAACGGACUAAACGCUGCAACUCAGAGUCUCUCUGCUAACAGCACAUCCGCUCCCUCUGCUGGCCGAUCUGCACCACUGCAGCCCUCCAUCAACACCUCCAGCACCUCUGGUAAAGCUCCUCCGAACCUGGCUCAAGGAGUCCCGCCUCUGCUGGCCAGUCAGUACAUCAUGGGUCCUGGUGGCCUCCUUCCUGCUUACCCGCCAAUCUAUGGAUAUGAAGACCUACAGAUGAUGCAGUCACGUCUGCCCAUGGAUUAUUAUGGAAUGACAUUCCCUGGUACAGCACUAGCUGGUAGAGAUGGCGGAUUAGCAAACAGUCCAUACUCUGGUGAGCCCACUAAAUUCGGACGCAGCGACUCAAACUCCCCAGCCCCCAACACCAGCCUCUCCUCAGUGCCCCCCUCACAGUCUCAACAGGGUGCCAUCCCCCCUCAAAAUCAAGGGCCACAGAACCCAGGUCAAGCCCAACAGGGUCAGACUCAGGCAUUCCUCAACCCUCAACUGCCCCCAGGUUACGGCUACACCAGCCUGCCCUACUACCCCGGUGUGCCGGGAUUGCCCAGUGCCUUCCAGUAUGGCCCCACUGUCUUCAUGCCCCCAGCAUCCGCAAAGCAGCAUGCCAUGGGCCCAUCCAGCCAGUACCAACACCAAGCCGGAUACAGCCAACACGCGUAUGGCCCAGGAAAUUAUGAAGAAUUUACUGGUCGCUUUUAUCCAUGUAAUUACAAUGAAUGGGGACUGGAGCUUCAAAAAGGUUUUGACGAGCUGUCCCAGGCUCAUGCUGGAGGAGAGUAUGGGAAAGGAUAUGGAGGCAGCUCUCAGUCCCAGGCCAAAGCAGUCAGCAACAGCACAGGAAAAGCACCAGGAUUGUCUGGAUCUGCAAGCUCCGAGCUUACUGGUACUGUCUACAGCAAGAAUCAGACAUUUGACAAGCAGGGUUUCCCCACAGCAGCUGCCCCUGCCUUCAGCCUGCCCUCAGCUUUGGGAGGGACCGGCCCGCUUAACCCUGCAGGUGCACCUGGUUACGCCCCAGUCCCCUUCCUUCACAUCUUGCCCCAUCAUCAGCAGCCCCCCUCACAGUUACUUCACCACCACAUGGCUCAAGACACACAGGGCCAACGCAGUCAGUCCAACAGCAUGCAGAAGAGUCAGGGCAAGUCCAACUACAGCAGCUCUCCUUACUGGGCGAACUGAACAAUCACUUUUCAAACCGUUACUGACAUGAAAGCCCAAAUCUGCGUGCCCGCACUGUUCUGCCUCUCAUCUGAAACAUACACAGACACCGUAUCAGUUCUCCCACCAUCCCCCUCCUCCAAAGUUCUCCUCUGCUAUUUUCCAUUUUGUUUUUUCCUUCUCUGAAUUUGGUUUUUCCAUGUAAGAUAUUUAUGUAAGUAUUUAUAUAUACUGUAAAUGUUAAGAAGCCAAACAUAAGAUAUGGUCACUCCAUUUCUUUUUUUUUUUUGACAGACUCUUUGUUUUGUUUACUUUUUAAAAACUGCAGAGAUGUAGCAAAACAUUUAAAGGAAAAGCAUUUUGAGGAAAACCAAAAAGAGACAUUGCAAUGAGAGAGCUAGAGCACUGACAGUGGAGGAGGGUGAAAUAUUGUGGGAGUGUCACUCAUUCAGACAUCAUGAGAGGCUUCAACAUCAAGAGCGUUCCACUCUUGAGUCCUUCCCUCUGAGGGUUGUGUCCCUGUACUAUGGUUCCCAAGUUAAUUUCUGUCAGAAAUUGAGUUUAAAGCAGAAAUUUAAAUUCUGGCCAAACAGAAAAAGGAAAAACAGCCCAUACAUUUUAUAUUUUACUCUUGUUCCCCUCUGAAUAAAGGUUCUGAGCUAUUCACCCA